UUCCGGUUCGAGCGCCAUCUUGAUAGUUAGCAUCGUGAUUAAUUACUUUGUUUUUUGCUUAUUAAUAUUGUUUAAAGUGUAAUAUCGAUAGCUUAUUAUACAGUAAACUAAUGUGGUAGUGUGCAGUGAAUGGAGAAUUAAUUUUGAAGCGCGUUUAACCACCAUCUUGGAGUCAACGGCCGGUAGUCCACGUGCUUCUUGUAAAGUCUAGCUAUCGAUUUACAAGAGCUAACAAAUCACCGUACACUGUCUUGUACAACCGUACAAUUUUUGUCGUUUGUAAACCUCUCAAUACCUUGAUACUGGCGAAAUAGUCCCACUGGGCUGAAGCCAUAAUUUUAAAAGAAGAAGAAGAAGAAGUUGUAGUAUCUCUUAUUAGUCUGUGCAUUUGUUCGUAACAGGAGAGUUUCCAACCACUGGUCAGUAAGUACAAUAUAAGCCACGGAAAGGCACCCGUUGCUGUUUGCGAUCCACGUUAAUAAAUGUAAAUGGAAAAAAUACAAGCCACUUUUGUCCUCUCUGGGUUCACACCUAGACAGAAGAGACAUGCUGUAGAACAGUUAGCCGGGAAUGUCUGCGUAAAAUUGCGCCGCUUGGACGACGUGUACGAGAUGAAUUCCAAUGGUAAAUAUUCUAUUAUACAUUGCACUAACAAAAUCAAAGUCGAACCAAUCGACAACGAGACUUCAAAUACUGAAGAUUUAGUGGAGAAUUACUAUCACAAAGCGGAGGUCGACCAAGUAUUUAAUAAAGAAUUAAAAAUUAAAAAAGAAGAAUCAGACUCAGACUGCGACCCUUUGUUAGAAAUCAAGAAAGAAAAAGAAGAGAAGUCUCCAAUAACCGAUCCAGACUGCGACCCUUUGUUAGAAAUCAAGAAAGAAAAAGAAGAGAAGUCUCCAAUAACCGAUCCAAAGUUAGCCAUUUUGGCUCUGAAAGGAAAUGAUCUGGAACCUUUGCAACCUAAUAAUACUCCACUCCCUUACUUACAGGAGUGUAGAGUAGACUGUUCUAAGAGUGAGACAUUCCUUCCCACGUUCCGCAACUUUCACGGGACGGACAUGAAAACAUUCUUGAAUGGACCUUGGACCGAAGACGAUAACAACAUGCAAAAAAUUAAUUUCACCAGGAAACAAGCUUGGUUAAAGCCUUCCACAAACAAUCCUACUCAUUAUUUUGAAUAUUUUAUCGAUGACGAGUACCUUAAGGAAAUUGUGGUAGCUACUAACCAACAUGCGUUUAGGAAGAAGGAUAUUAAACGCGACGCUUGUUACUCGCGUGAUUGGAAAGACGUUACGGUCGCAGAGUUUAAAAUCUUUAUCGGAUUGCUUCUGCACACGGGGACUGCGAAAUUUAAAAACGUUGUCGAUCACUGGAGACCACAUAGACUUUACAAGUCUUGCUUUCCGGAAUACUUGACCCCGCAAAGAUUCACGGCAAUAAUGUAUUAUUUGACCUUUCCCUUUAUGAAAACUGAGAAGAAAAUCAGUCAACUUAAAUUCAAUCACCCAAUGGCCGAUCACUUUAACAAGGCACCAAAUUAAACUACCAAAAUUAUAGACUGUUGGUCCUAGAACAUCUUUUACCGGCCACUGCUCCCAGCCCAGUCAAGCAGCACAGAUUAGUCAAGAUUAUACAAAAUCAAUACAGAAAUCAAACAUCAAACAGAACCAAUCAAGAUAAGCAUAUCAUACAGACGAUCACGCGAAACUGCAAAAACUGUUCGAAAGAUAAUAUUAUGGUUUCCACGACUUACCAGUGCAAGGGAUGCGACAAUGGCCCAGCUUUAUGCUUUUCAUGCUUCUUUAAACUUCAUUCCUGUACUUUGAUUAAAUAAAUUGUUUAUUUUAAAAUUAA
Cydia strobilella is the source of this 1854-nucleotide messenger RNA. RefSeq lists its product as uncharacterized. NCBI's taxonomy places the organism in Eukaryota, Metazoa, Arthropoda, Insecta, Lepidoptera, Tortricidae. The transcript is spliced from 2 exons. Bases 489 to 1541 code for a protein of 350 amino acids. The record is from RefSeq and is a predicted model, not a curated record.